Rhipicephalus sanguineus (brown dog tick) is the source of this 1392-nucleotide messenger RNA. RefSeq lists its product as uncharacterized. The coding region runs from base 9 to 1082 and encodes 357 amino acids. Gene Ontology annotation, molecular function: potassium ion leak channel activity. The transcript has 2 exons. Gene Ontology annotation, cellular component: membrane. NCBI's taxonomy places the organism in Eukaryota, Metazoa, Arthropoda, Arachnida, Ixodida, Ixodidae. The record is from RefSeq and is a predicted model, not a curated record. Gene Ontology annotation, biological process: stabilization of membrane potential; potassium ion transmembrane transport.
ACGUCAAUAUGCCGCUGUGGAGGACGAGACUUGCCCUGUGGAUUCGCGAGAACCCUUAUUUCGCACCGCUUUUCUUUCGCCUGACACUGAGCUUGGUUCUAGUUCUCUACCUGAGCCUAGGGGCGUCGGUGUUCAUGGUCCUGACCAGCGGCGAUGAAGAUUGGGACGUUUCCACCGUGGCCGAGCUGAGGAACAGGACUGCCGAGCGUCUGAUUAGCAAGCUGAAGACGCUAGCAUCGAGGCACGAGACCUGGAAUCGCGCCGUGAUUGAAUAUCUGGUCGAAUACGACGAGAGAAUGUCCGGCGUCGACUACAGGGGAUGUUAUGCGGCCGGAACAGAACCGUGGUCGUUUUCCGAUGCCAUGCUCUUCAGUCUGGUCCUUUUGACGACGUCAGGUGGUUACGACUACGCCAAGACUUCGGCUGCCGUAAAAGGAGCCAUCAUGGCCUACGUCUGCUUCGGAGUUCCGCUCGUCUUUGGCUGGCUUCUGCUGCACGGCAAGACGGUUGCGCAGACAUGGCUUCUAGCGUGUGUGAACGCCUACAGGCUCCUCGCGGGCCUGAGAAAACGUUUCCGGAGCGUUAGUCCAGGAACAGAGUCGGAAGAUGGAGUUCCCGCAGCACUACCGUCAACGCUGUUCCGUCCAGAACUUACGAUCGUGGCCGGUCAUCUGAGCUACGCGCAACUAGCGUCCAAAGAGCACAACCACAGAAUUCGCGUCGUCAGUGUUGGAACUCCGCAGGGCACGACCGUGGUGGUGAACCGGCAAGCGCUUACCGCCGCUUCCGCGGCGCUUUUCGGUGUCUUUCUCCUCUACGUACUCUUCGGUGCCGGUGCCUCCACGGGCUCGGGACAGUCAAUGUUCGACGGCCUGUUCUGGAUCUUUCUCCAGUUCACGACGACGAGCUCAAACCCUUACGCAACCUUCGGUACGCGCCCGGGCGCUCGAGGUGGUUGGGCGCUUUACUAUGCCGUGGGAGCUCUUCAGCUGGCGGCUUUAGCCUACAUGGCAUUUAUGCUGGUCACGUGGAAGUGUGCGUUUUGCGCCGACAGUUGGACGGCACACUCUACACAGGCCUAAAAGAAAGGCCCUACACGCCUGGCUUCGCACUAACAAUCCGCCUUUUUCACGGUGGCACAAGCGCAUGCGCCCUUCUCCUAGCGGGAAAGUCGCGCAACGCUGUGGUAGAGUCUCCGCACGCCUUCCGAUCUCGGUUGUUCCGGGUCACCCUGCAAAGCUCCGUCUUCCUACCAAAACGGCAGAUGGCAGCACGCACGCACGCACACGCACACAUUUUGCAAUUGAAACUCGCUAUUUGCAGCGGUUACAUAAGGUCACGCACCCGCGGAGCAACUGUCAUGCUGGCGGCAUCUGGCGACCGACAACGUUU